Messenger RNA from Branchiostoma floridae (Florida lancelet), 4152 nucleotides. RefSeq names its product alpha-N-acetylneuraminide alpha-2,8-sialyltransferase-like. Gene Ontology annotation, biological process: N-glycan processing; oligosaccharide metabolic process. The coding region runs from base 54 to 1280 and encodes 408 amino acids. Gene Ontology annotation, molecular function: alpha-N-acetylneuraminate alpha-2,8-sialyltransferase activity. The record is from RefSeq and is a predicted model, not a curated record. The transcript is spliced from 9 exons. Lineage: Eukaryota; Metazoa; Chordata; Leptocardii; Amphioxiformes; Branchiostomatidae.
CAGGCCACAGGAGCUCUGUAAGUGUUGAGAAGGCCCUGCCACUCAGCUCUCUGAUGAAGCGAAAGGUCAUUGCCCUAGGGGUCAUCAACCUUGUUGUGAUCGGCAUCACAUGGAUGGAAGUGCGCCAUGGCUGGUCCUCACACCCAACUGUCUUCAACGUCUCCUCAAACAGAGCCCACAAAUUCCCCUCCAGAAAAGAGAGACCAGACUCAGGAACACUGUUCACCGACCGUGUGCAGCCGUGGUCCCUCCUUCCCUGGUUCCCAGCCAGACGAGAGGUCCACAAUGAAGCCAAAGUCGUCAAACCUCCCAGUAAGAAGAAACCCGUAAAGCACACUCCUGUGUUGGAAGCUUGUCAUCCACAGAGUUUCGAAGACGACUUUCCCGGGUACGGAUACAAAAAGUCAACGACAGAGGAAACUGAAUGGAAGUUCAACUACACCGCCAUCGAAGAACUAAGGGAAUCCCUUGAGAAGUGCUGCCGUGUUCGAGACCUCUUCAUUGCAACUAGGCAGAAUGUCCCCAAGGGCUCUCUGCUUAGAUUCGAUGGGGACAAGUCUGUGCUGAAGAUCACCCACAGAACAACUGGCUUACUCCCGCAGAACAGCUCCUUGAGUGGGCAGUUCUUUAAGAGCUGUAGUGUGGUGGGGAACGGAGGGAUCCUCAUGGGCAGCAAGUGUGGCAACAAGAUCGACACCUCAGAGUUUGUUAUAAGAUGUAAUCUGGCUCCAGUUAACGCUGUGUUCAGUGAAGACGUCGGGUCCAAAACCUCCCUGAUAACCCUCAACCCCAGCAUCCUCGAGAAAAAGUAUAAGAAACUGAGUGAAAGGGGAGUUCGGAACGCCUUCCUGCAGGACAUCAGUGCUUACAAUGACAGUCUGAUCUGGAUUCCUGCCUUCUCCUAUCGGAGGAACAUGCAGCUGGCGUACUAUGCACAUAAAACUCUUCAGGGUGCUAAUGCCCAGCAGAGAGUUGUGUUUCCCCAUCCAAACCACCUACGCAUGCUGGGCAAAUACUGGAGCGACCAGGGACUACCACAGGGGAAGAGACUGUCAACUGGUUUGUUUCUCGCGAGCGCCGCCAUCUCCUAUUGUCAGGAGGUUCACCUGUAUGGCUUCUGGCCGUUUGACGUGAACUGUCAGGGAAACAAUGUGACGUACCACUACUACGACAAGGGUUACCAGAGCAGCGGCCACUCCAUGUCGUCCGAAUUUGUACAAUUGCUGAAGCUGCAGGACAAGAGGGUUGUACAUAUAACCACAGAAAAGUGUCAGCCUUAACCGUACAAGAAACUGUCUUUUUAUGGAAAGUCCACUCUGGACAAGGCUGCGCUCCAUCUUUUGUUCCUAGGAAUGUGUUAACAUGGUGUCCCAUUUCUUAACCUUGAGUUUCAAGUCAAGUAGCCUCUAGGAGAAUUCUUUUUUGCUUACGUUUCGAUGUCUCUCAGACACCUUCGUCAGAGCUUCUAACUGGAAUUCUGCUUCUCACCGCUACAUGUAGCCAAUGAGAGACAUCGAACGUAAGCAAUGUAAGUACCUGCUGGUUGUGUCGAAAGAAUUCUGCUAUAUCCUAUAUGUUCUACCAACCUGCAGCUAUCAUCUGGUGUCCAUUAGCUCCCAAAUCACUCCUAACCAUGCAUAGUGUGGAGAGUCGUGAGCUAAAUUCGGCUAUGUGUAACCUAGGCUUUAAGCAUCCUUGAGGCACCACCAAAUACGUGACCCCCAUUUUGUGUCCCUUCCAAAAGACAGGUGCAGCCCCAACCAAGAUUGCCCUUCCCAGUGUUUUGAACCGAUGUCUCCCAGUUAUUGACUAAUUGGAACCACAAGCUCAACUGCGAGGCUUCGCUACCAGUUUAGCUACUGGGACAUCCCACUUUGAGAACCUGGAACAAAAAGUCCACCUACAGUAGGUUGGUAAAGAAGGCUACAAGUCAAUAGACUGAUCCAACUUGAUUAGACAUGAAAAUUUCCAACUCUCCUCAGACUAGUCUGUGUAACACAAACUCUGCUGUCCAGGGCUGUAACUGGCCCCUCCGGCGGAUGUUGGGUGGGCUGCUAUAAGCGAGAUUUAAUCAGGAUUUCCUCAGACUAGUGUAUUGACUUGAAGUUGAAACUCACCAUUUAAUAAUACACCACACCACACUACACAUAUUCCUAGCAAAAAAUUGUGAUAUUCAUGAAGCAUGGGUUUGUCCAGAGUGAAUAUUCAAUAAAACGCCAGCCUUAAUUGUACAACACAGCUGUAGUGAUUUAUUCAAGAAAUGUGAACUCUAAAUCUUGCUAACGUUGUCAAACUUUUUCAGGGAGCUCCUACUGAUGGGUCACCUUUCAAUAGCGUCUGAAUAGCAAUAGGGAGUGUUGAAUCUAGAUCGUAAACCCAGAAUAUAGCAAUGACAAACAUACUGUUUCUUGUGUCAAAAGAGACUGGCUAAAAUCCAGUUAUGCUUAGAAGAUGCCUGGAUUGCAGGCUAGUGUUUUAGCUGUAAAAAAAAAGUUGCACAAGGAGGAUGAUUAUAUGUACUAUGUAAAAUUGAUAUUAUGUAACAUCAAGGAGAUAUAACCUCUUUGGUAACAUCAAAACUGGCUAUCUCAAAUUUUCGUUGUGAUUGAAGUACAUGUUUGCUUGUUAUCUGUUUAUACAUGUUAUUUGUCCAAAGGAUUGUACAUGUACAUUGAACUAAAAUAGACAAUCUACUAGAUUACUUAUAUAUAUAUGAAUUUCUGAGUUAUGUGUGAAGAACUUUAACAAACUACGUCAAUGAGGGUUAGACAUUCGGGUAAUAAGAUAUGCCAAAAAGCAGUUACUCCAGCAACUGGAUAUGAUUUGGGAAAUGGUCAGACGUUUCAGACAGCCAUCCGGCAUCUUUUGUCAGUGACACCAGGGAAAUCUUAUUGGAGAGAGAUUUUAGCGAGUCCUAUAAAACUAGUUUUGAAGACAUUGGCCGUUGCUGGCUGUACAUUUUAACAGUAGCAGUCCUGUUUUACAGGAUUGGCCAUACAAAUUGACUUUGGUGGUGUAAAGGUAUUCCAUUUGUAAUUUUUUAUCAUUGAACACUGUAAAAUUAUCUUCCAUCUUAUGUUAGUGUUAUGAAAGAGAGGAAUGUCAAGUGGAAGGUAUGUGCCCUGAAUUCGAACUGAUGACAACAAAGCUUGGAGAGUAGCACAUGUGAUUAUGUGAAGAACUUUAGGUUGGUAUGUUUUAGAGAAAUAAGAAAUCUGUAGCAAUAGUGCAAAGUUCUCUGUUAAUCAAAAUCUUGUAAUUUUGAGUGUAUUUUCUGUGGUGAGCAAUAUUUCAUUUUAUAGCAAACAUUUGAAGAAGACUUUCCCAAAGGGUUCCUAACGGAAUUACUCUAAGACUUAUACAUUAGGGUUGGCUUUUUUGUAGUACAAUUAUUCUAUAUGUCAAAGGUAUGUUUUUUUCUUUGUUGAGCAUCAGAUUGUUAUUGUAUGUCAGGGUUGGACAAGUCCACUAGCCUGAUUGUCCCGGGAAUGUGAAAGUGCAGAUUGUGAAACAUACAAAUGUAGGUGAUCCGGCAAGUGCUUGUCCUACAUUGUAUACCCUACAUGUCGGAUCAGGCAAGUAAGAUUUUUUCUAUGAGUGAGACUUUGAUAUACUUGUUACUUUUUGCAAUCAUGGAAUCAAGCAUUGGUCAAUACAAAAAAAUAGAAUUCUAUUGAAAUACAUAGUGAGAUACAUAGAAAAACGUUUUACAAAUUUUAGGCAAGUGAAGAGUUGGUUUGGGCAAGUAAAUUUUUGUAUGUACUUGGCCGAUAGGACAAGUGAAUUUUAGAAAACUGGUAUGUGUUAACCCUUAUUUUACUGGGGCUUCAAUUUUACACUCAAGGUACAAGGGAGGCCAGUAGGAUGAGGGUUUAAGCAUGACAGUACUGAGAAAAUGAUUCAGAUGGUACACUAAUCAUGUAUUGCAGAUUGAAUCAUCGUCAUUAUAUAUUCAGUUUUGUGCUACACUUUGGUGCUCUUUGAAACAUAGAAGCUUCCUGUAAUUCAUUCUCCUUCGCAGGAGACGAACCCGCAUCAUAGAACUCUGACGCAUCAAGCAGAGUUGUAAGACACCGGUUUGACUGUGUAAGAGGAAGCCUUGAAGCUAGUAUUGUAACAAUGAAUUCUGAGUCAAUUAUGAAGGUCAUGAUU